Molecule: messenger RNA, 426 nt
Organism: Lactuca virosa
Lineage: Eukaryota; Viridiplantae; Streptophyta; Magnoliopsida; Asterales; Asteraceae
Source: the annotation of a GenBank genome assembly
AUGUCGUCUGACGGAGGGUUUCAGUUGAUGUGGAAGAAAGGGUUGGUGACGAGGAUUGCUGUCGAUUUUGAUGCGGAAACGCGGAAAAGCGGAUUGAAAAUUGCCGCCUACGCGUCACCAAGAAUUUCUGACGGCGAGUGGAGCCACCACCAUGGUCACCAUUGGCCAUGGGAAUGGUCUUUGGCUCAAGGGAGUGGUAGACUCUACUUCAUCUUCAGCUUUGAGACCUCGACUCCCUUGGUCUUAUACACUUGGUCUUAUGCACUUACAUCGCUUUUUAUUUUCUCUCUCUUUUCUUCACACUGCCGCCUCCUCGCUCCAAAUCCUUUGACCGGUUCCAAGAAGCCUCCAUCACCACCCUCUUUCUUCUCCAUAGCCACUGCCGCCGCCCUCCUCCUUCCCCGCAGUAACGUUUCUAUUUUUUAG